Molecule: messenger RNA, 810 nt
Organism: Colletotrichum karsti
Lineage: Eukaryota; Fungi; Ascomycota; Sordariomycetes; Glomerellales; Glomerellaceae
Exons: 1
Coding region: 1-810 (269 amino acids)
Source: RefSeq, a predicted model, not a curated record
AUGGCAUAUGAUCGCGACGAAUUCGUCCGUCUUUUGACAGACUAUUACAACUUCUGUAACCGCACUUUCUGGAAUGCCACUAUCGCGCAGGCCCCCGCUGGUGGCUGGCCUUCGGUCAACCAGGAGACCUUGGCCAACCUCAAGAGAAACGACACGGUUAUCGACCUCCUUCGCCACAUUCCCUACGUCGAGUACGCCGAGAACGACCUCAUCCAUACACCUCUCAUCAUGAAAAACACCCCAGUCAUCGACUACCGCCGCGAGGACAUCCAGCAGAAGAUCCGCGAGGGCGAGAUCGAAGGUAUCGCUGCGCCUUUCACUGGGCGAGACCCCGCGAUCCCGCCUUCGUGCGCCGGCAUCGCUAUCUGCAGGGGCAGGAGCGGUUACCAAGUCAUCCUGGACACCGACGACGGCUACAUCUACUGGGGCGACCCGGAAGGACAGCAUGAUGAGCCCGCGCCCGAGCUGAACAGCACCUUGAGACGGUUCGAGGGCGAUGAGGCCAACGAGUGGCGCGCCGGUUUCAAUGUGUACGAGCCUGCCGAGUUCUUCACGAUCUGCAAGGAGCGAUUCCGGGAGAUGAACUGGAUCGGGCUUGGUUCGUGGGACAUGUCCGUGAUGAGGCAGAACAUGAACUGGGAAUAUGAGUCGGAACCCGAUUCUGAUUCUGAUCCUGAGGAUGAUUUCAGCCAUAACAAGCUGGCUAGGAAGAUGAAGAAGGCGGGCUGGCCUGGUGACGGAGAAGGUCGGAACUGGGACCGUCCCAAGUUUGAGAGACUGAUGGAACAGGGCAAUGACGAGGAAGACUAG